UUCCCGCUGUCUGUAGCCGCUAGUACGUGCUGUGACGUGCCUAAGGUAUAAAACCGGUCCCCUCGACCGCUUCACUCAGUUCUCUUGUUUCGACGAUAACGCGCCUGCUAGAUUCAUUCCGAAUCGCGUUCUUUCCUGCUACAAGCUACAAACAAAUAAGGAAAAAAUAAAUAGAGAUGGGUCUGACGUUGUACUAUGCCGACAAGAGUCCCGCAGUGAGGGGUACUUUGCUGCUGAUCAAGGCCCUCGGUUUGGAGGUGGAAUUCAAGCCGGUGGACUUGAAUGCUGGGGAACAAUAUUCGCCUGAAUUUCUGGCGAUGAACCCGUUCCAUUCGGUGCCGACCUUGAAGGAUGGCGAUUUCAUCAUUUGGGACAGCCAGGCGAUCAAUAUUUAUCUGGGCGAAAAAUACGGCAACAACUCCCCCCUGUAUCCCAAUUGUCCCCAGAAGAGGGCCGUCAUCAACCAAAGGUUGUUCUACAACUGUGGAAUCCUUUUCCCAGCCAUGGGCGCCAUUGUCGUUUCUCUGCUCAGAGAGGGCGCCAAAAGUAUCGCCAAGGACAAGGCCGCCAACCUCACCGAAGCUUACAAAUCCCUGGAAACCCUUCUGGAACGCUCCACAUACGUGGCAGGUGACACUCUCACCUUGGCCGAUCUGAGCAUCGUCGCCACCCUCACGUCGGCGAAACCGCUGGUGCCGAUCGCCGACAAUCGGUUCCCGAAGAUUGCCGAAUGGCUGACUCGCGUGCAGGCGCUGCCGUACUACGAGGAGGCCAAUCAGGUGGGCCUUCGCAAGUUCGAGGAAUGGAUCAAGAGCAUGCUGGCCUAAGAAGCUUUGUGUUGAGCGUGUUCGUUGGUUUAUUUAUUACGAUGUAAGGCUAAGUGGCGGCAUAGUUUUCUUGUACACCAUCAGGGUAUUUCAAAUACAAUCAUUUGCUUUCAUUUUUCAUUAGAGGUAUUUGAUAGUGUGAUUAUUUUCUGUUCUGACUUUUUUGUAUAACAUCAUUUAUUAUUAAAUCACCAUUAUUAUUAUUAGUAUCAUUAGUCUACCACCUACUCGAACAGAUUAAAAGCGCAUUUAUACAUCAAAUGAUAUAGAAUAAUAAAGGAUAACAUUAAAUGAAAGGAACCAGAAAAAGUAUACAGGGUGAAUCUGAAAGUGAGGUUCAUUUUCAAACAGUAUUUAUAUCUCAUGAAAACAAGUUGUUUGACAAAAAAAUUUCACAUAAAAUAUUCAAG
Phaedon cochleariae (mustard beetle) is the source of this 1237-nucleotide messenger RNA. The record is from the annotation of a GenBank genome assembly. NCBI's taxonomy places the organism in Eukaryota, Metazoa, Arthropoda, Insecta, Coleoptera, Chrysomelidae.